Molecule: messenger RNA, 2062 nt
Organism: Anopheles nili
Lineage: Eukaryota; Metazoa; Arthropoda; Insecta; Diptera; Culicidae
Product: probable ATP-dependent RNA helicase DHX35
Exons: 4
Coding region: 1-2061 (686 amino acids)
Cellular component (GO): catalytic step 2 spliceosome; intracellular anatomical structure
Molecular function (GO): ATP hydrolysis activity; RNA binding
Source: RefSeq, a predicted model, not a curated record
AUGAGCGCAAGUCGAUUUCCAAAGUUCCUUAAACCGGAUGACGAAUCGUUUGCAUCGGAACGGGACGCGGCACCGGCGGAUGAUCACGUAACGUCGUUUGUCUUCAACGCUCACCAGUCGCUGAACCUUGCCGCCCAGCGGGAACGUUUGCCGAUACGCCAACACCGCGACCAGAUCCUGUACUGUCUCGAGCACUAUCAAACGCUCGUGCUGGUCGGUGAAACCGGAUCUGGGAAAAGCACCCAAGUACCGCAGUACCUGCACGAGUUCGGAUGGCAUACGAAGGGAUUGAUUGGAAUUACCGAACCCCGCCGGAUAUCGGCCAUCACGCUGGCUGACCGUGUCGCUACCGAACGGGGUGAAUUAUGCGGCGAAACGGUCGGCGUGUCCAUCCGCUUCAUCUCGAAGUGUGACCCGGCACAAACCAAAAUCAAGUACAUGACCGAGGGCAUUCUCUUGCGCGAAAUGUUGGCCGAUCCGCUACUGACGCAGUACGCCGUGAUCAUGGUAGAUGAAGCGCACGAACGGAGCACACUGACGGAUACGGCACUUGGCCUGCUGAAAAAGAUCGCCCGCAAGCGCUCGACGCUAAAAAUCAUCGUCUCGUCGGCCACGGUUGAUGCGGAAUUUUUCCGACAUUUCUUCAACGUAAAACCGCAGGGUGGCAAGGAUACGGCUGUGAUCCUUUCGGUAGAGGGCCGCAUGUAUUCGCAGGAGAUAUUCUACUUGCAGGAACCGUGCCCAGACUACGUCAAGGAGACGGUGAAUACGGUCAUGAAGAUUCACCGUUCCGAACCGAAAGGGGACGUGUUGGCGUUUCUCACCGGUCAGGAGGAGGUCCUUAGAGCGCUGGAUUUGUUGCGGGAACACCAGGAGAUGAGUGGAAAGGAUGACAUGCAGAUCCUACCCAUGUACGGGACGUUGCCCAAUUCGGACCAACUGAAGGUGUUCUUUACCGCACCGAAAGGCGUCCGGAAGGUGGUACUGGCUACGAACAUUGCCGAAACGUCCGUCACCAUACCGGGAAUUGUGUACGUCAUCGAUUGUGGCUUCGUUAAACUCAAAUGGUACACGGCGGAUAGUACGACGGACAGUUUGGUGGUCGUACCAGUGAGCAAAGCGGCCGCCGAGCAACGUGCUGGAAGAGCUGGACGUAUUCGAAGUGGAAAGGUGUACCGGCUAUACACGGAAGCCGCCUGGGAGGCGCUGCCAGAACAUACGCCCCCGGAGAUGCGCCGAUCGGACCUUUGCAGUACGGUGCUUUUCCUGAAAGCACUCGGCAUCGACAACAUUCUACGUUUUACAUUUCCUUCUUCACCACCGGCAAAAAACCUGCUCGCCUGUCUGGAAACGCUGUACGCACUGGAAGCCUUGGACGCGGAAGGUGCACUCACCUCACCGGUUGGGUAUUUCCUUGCCGAAAUGUCCAUACCGCCGAUGAUGGCAAAGAUGCUGUUCAAAGCCGGCGAAAUGGACUGCUCUGAGGAGAUCCUCAUCAUCAUCGCGAUGCUGCAGGUGCAGUCCGUCUUCUCGAAGCCAGCAGGCGGACAGGCCGCGAUUCGGGGCCGAAUUGCAAAGCGCAACUUCGAGGUAGCCGAAGGUGACCUCAUCACGCUGCUCAACGUGUACUGUGCGUUCGUGGAGUCGGGCAGGACGAAGGAAUUUUGUGGUCGAAACUUUCUCAUCUAUCGCAAUCUGAAGCGGGCGCAUGAAAUCAAAACCCAACUGGCGAGCAUGCUGGAGCGGGAACUGAACGUCCCACUGCGGUCGUGUAAUGGGAACGUGGAAACGAUCUGUCGGUGCAUUGUGGCGGGUUUUUUCCCCUACGCCGCCUAUUUGCACCAUUCGGGUGUGUACAGAACGGUACGCGGGAACACGGAGUUAAGCAUUCAUCCUUUAUCUGCAUUGUACACCGAACAGCAACCGCAAUGGGUCGUCUUUUGUGAGCUGAUUCACACGACGAAACUGUUCAUGAAGGACAUAACGGUCAUACAGCAGCAUUGGUUGACGGAGAUUGCGCCGCACUACUACCACAAGGUGACCGUACGGGAUCAUUUCUAAA